AUGGCCCUCUCCUCCCCGGGAACCCUGAGCCUGGAAACCCUGGAUGGCUCGGACCCUGACCCAGCCCCGCUGCUGGAAGGGGAGCCGUGUCCCCAGCCCUGUGAAAUCAUCCUGGACCGGGAAGCAGAGCACAGCACGGACAUCAUCCCGCGCUCCAGCGAGCAGUCAUCCCCACCGUCACCCAGGCUCCGCAGAGAUCUUAUUGCAUAUGAAGUCAAGGUUAACCAGCGAGACAUAGAAGACAUGUGUAUCUGCUGCGGAAGUUUCCGGGUGCACACGCAGCACCCUCUGUUUGAGGGAGGGAUGUGCACUCCGUGCAAGGACAAGUUCCUGGAGUGCCUCUUCUUGUACGACGAGGACGGGUACCUGUCCUACUGCUCCAUUUGCUGUGCAGGAGAGACGCUGCUCAUCUGCGAGAGCCCCGACUGCACGCGGUGCUACUGUUUCGAGUGCAUCGACAGCCUGGUGGGCCCUGGGACCUCGGGGAAAGUGCAGGCCAUGAGCAACUGGGUCUGCUUCCUAUGCCUGCCCUUCCCCCGCAGCGGGCUGCUGCAGAGGAGGAAGAAGUGGCGGGGGUGGCUGAAGGCCUUCUGCGACCGGGAGGCGGAGAGUCCCCUUGAGAUGUACAAAACUGUGCCCGUGUGGAAGAGAGAGCCCAUCCGGGUGCUGUCCCUUUUUGGGGACAUCAAGAAAGAGCUGAUGAGUUUGGGCUUUUUGGAACAUGGUUCUGAGCCGGGGAAACUGAAGCAUUUGGAUGAUGUCACCAACGUAGUGAGGAGGGACGUGGAAGCAUGGGGCCCCUUCGACCUCGCCUACGGCUCUACGCCCCCGCUGGGCCACGCCUGCAGCCAGCCCCCAGCGUGGUACCUGUUCCAGUUCCACCGCAUCCUGCGGUACGCGAGGCCGCGGCCAGGCAGCCCCCAGCCCUUCUUCUGGAUGUUCGUGGACAACCUGGUGCUGACCCAGGACGACCGCGUCGUGGCCACUCGCUUUCUGGAGACUGAGCCGGUGACCAUCCAGGACGUCCGUGGCUGCACCAUCCGGAACGCCGUGCACGUGUGGAGCAACGUCCCCGCCGUGAAGAGCAGGCAUUCAGCUCUGGAUCCCCAGGAGGAAUUAUCCCUGCUGGCUCGGGACAGGCAGAGAGCAAAGCCCCCCACCCAGGGCCCAGCCACGCUGGUGAAGAACUGUUUUCUGCCCCUGAGAGAAUAUUUCAAGUAUUUUUCAACAGAACUCACUUCCUCUUUGUAA
This is a messenger RNA of Globicephala melas (long-finned pilot whale), 1251 nucleotides long. It is a transcript of the gene DNMT3L, whose product is annotated as DNA methyltransferase 3 like. The record is from RefSeq and is a predicted model, not a curated record. Gene Ontology annotation, cellular component: nucleus; cytoplasm. Gene Ontology annotation, biological process: negative regulation of DNA-templated transcription. Gene Ontology annotation, molecular function: enzyme activator activity. NCBI's taxonomy places the organism in Eukaryota, Metazoa, Chordata, Mammalia, Artiodactyla, Delphinidae.